Molecule: messenger RNA, 4974 nt
Organism: Aphis gossypii (cotton aphid)
Lineage: Eukaryota; Metazoa; Arthropoda; Insecta; Hemiptera; Aphididae
Exons: 10
Coding region: 164-3406 (1080 amino acids)
Molecular function (GO): oxidoreductase activity, acting on paired donors, with incorporation or reduction of molecular oxygen; iron ion binding; heme binding
Source: RefSeq, a predicted model, not a curated record
AAAUCAAGCAAUUAUAUACCUACCUACAUUUUAAAUGUAAUCUAAUAUUCUGAUGUGUAUAAAAUUAGGAACGUAUAAUCAUUAUACUAAUAGUUCGCAUGAACACUACAGUCUGAUAGUUGUAAUUUAAAGAAUCUAAUGAAAUAAUAUUUAUAUUUUAACAAUGAUUUCUAUUAUUUUACAUUAUUUGUUUGAUAAUUUCACCUUAAUAAGUACUUCCGUGACUGUUUUACUUUUGUAUUAUUUUUCAACUUCCACGUACGACAAAUGGCAAAAAGCAAAUGUACCUCAUAUAAAACCUAUUCCGUUAUUUGGAAAUUUAGCGAAAACACUUCUCGGUCUUGAAAGCUUAUACGAAGGGUUCGAUAGAAUUUACAGACAGUUUCCGAAUGAAAAAAUUUGUGGGUUUUACCAGAUGAAAACACCAUACCUUAUGAUUCGAGAUCCAGAAUUAAUCAAUACAAUUCUCAUCAAAGACUUUACGCACUUCACUGACCAUGGUUUCUACUUGGAUCCGUCGAUCAAUCUUUUAUCAAAAAGUUUAUUUUUCAUGAACGGCCAAAGAUGGAAAAUUAUGCGACAAAAGCUCAGCCCUGGAUUCACGUCCGGUAAACUCAAAUUGAUGUAUGGCCAAAUCAAAGACUGUAGCAAAGAGCUAUUAAACUAUAUCAGUAAAAAAUCUAGUACGUCCGAUGAAAUUGAAAUACACGAUUUAUUAGGAAAAUACGCAACCGAUGUCGUUGGUACGUGUGCUUUCGGUUUAAAAUUAGAUAGUAUGACUGAUGAAGACAAUGAAUUUCGGAAGCAUGGGAAAAAAUUAUUCAAACCAACAUUAAGGCAGCUUAUCAUCAACAUGUUGGGAAUGAUUUCACCGACAAUUCCAAAUAAAUUGAAAAUUCAACAAUUUUUACCUGAAGUAAUCGAUUUCUUUGAUUCAACAUUUAAAGAAGUCAUUACGUAUAGGGAAAAAAAUAACAUAAACAGGAACGAUGUGGCACAAACAUUGAUGCAAGCCAGAAACGAACUUGUAUUGAAUAACGAUUCAUUCCCUGAAGAAAAAUUUACAGAUACAGAUAUUGUUGCAAAUGCGAUUCUUCUGUUUGUCGCCGGUGCUGAACCUGUAGCCGAUACGCUAGCUUUUUGUUUUUAUGAAUUAGCGUUGAAUAAACCAAUUCAAGAAAAACUGCGUCAGCAUAUUUGUGAGACAAGAGAAAAGCAUGGUGGAGAGUUCAAUCAUAGUUACUUAGCGAAUCUACAUUACGCCGACAUGGUUUUAUUGGAAACAAUGCGCAAACACAGUGGAGUUAUUGUUCUGUUUAGAGAAGCAACUAAGACUUACCCAGUCCCUGGCCAAUCAUUGGUUAUUGAAAAAGGACAAAAGAUAAUAAUACCGACUUACAGCUUUCAUCACGAUCCCAAAUAUUAUCCUGAUCCAGACAUUUUCGAUCCAGAAAGAUUUUCUCCUGAGGAAAAAGCAAAACGGCUUAAUGCUACUGAAUUAUUUUUCGGCGAUGGACCUCGUUUUUGUAUAGGAAAACGUUUGGCUGAACUAGAAUUAAAAUUAGGUUUAUCAGAAAUAAUUUAUAACUUUGAACUUUUACCGUGCAGCAAAACUGAAAACCCAAUACAACUUAUACCAAAAGGAAUGAUUGUAAAACCAAAGAAUGGCGUUUGGUUGACUCUGAAACCAAUCAUUAGACAAUAUGUACAGGAUCAUGUGAUAAGCGAUAGCAAAUGGCCCAAAAGUGCUUUGGACUCAACAGCUCUGCGAUCUGAAGUCAGUGUUUUGGCCACAGCCCCGUUGUUGCGACCUCCGAAAAUUGUUUUUUAUGUAAUCGGAUGUAAUAAUAUUUAUAUUUUAACGAUGAUUUCUAUUAUUUUACAUUCUUUGUUUGAUAAUUUCACCUUAAUAAGUACCUCCGUGACUGUUUUACUUUUGUAUUAUUUUUCAACUUCCACUUACGACAAAUGGCAAAAAGCAAAAGUACCUCAUAUGAAACCUAUUCCGUUUUUUGGGAAUUUAGCGAAAACACUUCUCGGUCUUGAAAGCCAAUAUGAAGGGCUCGAUAGAAUUUACAGACAGUUUCCGGAUGAAAAAAUUUGUGGGUUUUACCAGAUGAAAACACCAUACCUUAUGAUUCGAGAUCCAGAAUUAAUCAAUACAAUUCUCACCAAAGACUUUGCGCACUUCACUGACCAUGGUUUCUACUUGGAUCCGUCGAUCAAUCUUUUGUCAAAAAGUCUGUUUUUCAUGAACGGCCAAAGAUGGAAAAUUAUGCGACAAAAGCUCAGCCCUGGAUUCACGUCCGGUAAACUCAAGUUGAUGUAUAGCCAGGUCAACGACUGUAGCAAAGAGCUAUUAAACUAUAUCAGUAAAAAAUCUAGAAUGACCGAUGAGAUCGAGAUACACGAUUUGUUAGGGAAAUACGCUACCGAUGUCAUUGGGACUUGUGCUUUCGGUUUAAAAUUAGACAGUAUGGCAGAUGAAGACAGUGAAUUUCGGAAGUAUAGAAAACAAUUAUUCAAACCAACAUUGAGGCAGCUUAUGGUCAUCAUAUUGGGAACGAUUUCACCACAAAUUCCAAGAAGGUUGAAAAUUCAACAAUUUUUACCUGAAGUAAUCGAUUUCUUUGAUUCAACAUUUAAAGAAGUCAUUACGUAUAGGGAAAAAAAUAACAUAAACAGGAACGAUGUGGCACAAACAUUGAUGCAAGCCAGAAACAAACUUGUAUUGAAUAACGAUUCAUUCCCUAAAAAACAAUUUACAGAUACAGACAUUGUUGCAAAUGCGAUUUUACUAUUUAUCGCCGGUGCUGAACCUGUAUCUGACACGCUAGCUUUUUGUUUUUAUGAAUUGGCGUUGAAUAAACCAAUACAAGAAAAACUGCGUCAGCAUAUUUGUGAGACAAGAGAAAAGCAUGGUGGAGAGUUCAAUCACAGUUACUUAGCGGAUCUACAUUACGCCGACAUGGUUUUAUUGGAAACAAUGCGCAAACACAGUGGAAUUAUUGUUCUGUUGAGAGAAGCGACUAAGACUUACCCGGUCCCUGGCCAAUCAUUAGUUAUUGAAAAAGGACAAAAGAUAAUAAUACCGACUUACAGCUUUCAUCACGAUCCCAAAUAUUAUCCUGAUCCAGACAUUUUCGAUCCAGAAAGAUUUUCUCCUGAGGAAAAAGCAAAACGACCUAAUGCUACAGAAUUAUUUUUCGGCGAUGGACCUCGUUUUUGUAUAGGAAAACGUUUGGCUGAACUAGAAUUAAAAUUAGGUUUAUCAGAAAUAAUUUAUAACUUUGAACUUUUACCGUGCAGCAAAACUGAAAACCCAAUACAACUUAUACCAAAAGGAAUGAUUGUAAAACCAAAAAAUAUCGUUUGGUUGACUCUAAAACCAAUCAUUAGACAAUAGGUCUACUAAUGAUGAUUAUUGAUUAUAUUAAUCUACCUUUGUAAUAUAAUAUAAUAAUAGUAUAUUUUUUAUAUUUUAAUUUUAAUAAAUGAAAAGUGAUGUUUUAUGAAGACAGAUAACGGAAUACUUUUGUUAAAAUAGUAUUAAAACUCAAAUUAGAUAUAAAUAUUUAUAAUAAAAACUUAAAAAAUAUUAUUGUUGUAUACAAAUUUUGUUUUAUUUUAUUUUAUUAGUUGCUUACUCUUAAAAUGUAUAUAAUUUAAUUAUUUAAUAAUAUCAGCAUUAUGUAGUCUUCUAUAGUUCUAUAGAGAACAGAAUUGAUUGUAAAAUCAUAUUUUUAUUGAAAUGAGAUAUUUUUAAUCUGAUUAAAAAUGUUUAUGAUUUAGAUUAUUCUUAUAGAAAUAAACUCAAUUUUUUUUUUUACAUAUUUUUAAAUAAUCGGUAAAUACUAAAUAUUUUAGUAAUUUUUGACUCCACAAAAUAUUAUUGUCGUUCGUUAUUAAUUCUAUAAAAUAAACAAGUGACUUUACUAGAAAUAAGUGUAUGCCGUUCUCUAUCACUUAAUCAUAGUUGAAAACAAAAAAUUGUAGUUACUGAUCCAAUUGCACUAAAUAGCGUUUUAAUUGACUUUCAAGUUUUUCAUUAUGUACUUUUACGGUAGCCAAAAACCAACCCGUUCAAUAAAAUAUAGAGAAUAUUAUUCAAUCUUAAUUCGAUUUGAUUAGUUUAUCCUUGAUGGUUAAUAUAAAUGUACGCAAUAAGCCAUACGGUUACCUAUUCACAUAAUUUAUAAUACCUAUGCAAUAUGAAUGAAUAUACAUAUUUUAAGCUUUUUUUUUUUAUACAUAAUAAACUUCCACCACUCAAUGUCUUACAUAGAUAAACAACAUUAAGUUUCAAUGCAACGCCUGGUUAUUAUGUUUAAAAUUAAAAUAUUAUACAUAAAUUAUAGUUUUACCUAAUAGAUUUAUAUUGUUAAUUAAUUUGUUAUUGAAACUUUUUAUCAUAUCAUAUUCUGAGCGAAGCGAAAAAAAAAUAUCAUCAACUUCAGUAUGGACGUUUCAUAUAGCAAAUUGGAUUUAAAUUUGUACUUUGGUGUGUCAAAUUCGACAAAAUAUAAUAAGAACAUUUGUUAACAUUUUAAUAUUAUUAUUAUUAAUAAUUGUUUGCUGUUUGGUGACCGAUUAGCUAAUAAUAACAAUAAAUGUCUUUAUAUAUUUUUAUUUUCAGUUUUAGAUAUCAUUAUCAUUAAAAAAAAUUCAAUACUACAACACAUAAUUGCUAAAUUAAAUUAAUUCAUACUUUCAUAGUAUGAUAUUUUCAUAAAACAAAUACUUCACACAACAAUUUUGAAUCAUCGCAAGACAAAAAAAAACAUAUAAUAAUUUAUAUGAAUAUUAAAAAAUCAUUAACAUAAACCACUUAUUCAAAUUUACUAACUUAUAAAUUCCAAUAAAAUUAAGUAUAUUAAAAUAUUCAUCGUUCAAUCAUUGAGUACCUAUAUGAAUUAAAUAUUUAUAAAAUUUUGAUAAAUUGAACUAUGCAAACAAACAAAACUAUAAUCAAAA